UCAUUCGAGUCAGGUGUCUUUUGUGUAGCUUUCAAAAUUUUCAUUGCCUUUUUCUGACAAUACAUAAAAAGACUUCGUGUCCGACUGUUCCUGUUUUCGGCUUACGGUUCCCCGAUUCACAUUCAGCGUUUUCUUUUCCCCAUGGGGGAUCGGGGUAAGAUCGAGGAGGCGGUCGACUUCGAGACGGCUAUUGCUGAGUGCGGAUUUGGGCUCUUCAACGUGUUCAUCCUGUUCAGCGCUGCGCCCUGCUUGGCGGCUAUGGUCUUUUCAGCUUCAGCACUCUCCUAUGUGAUGCCCUCUGCGGAGUGCGACUUGAACCUGACACUCGUCCAGAAGGGAAUGCUGAACGCGGCCACCUAUGGCGGCAUGAUCCUUUCGGCGGUGCCCUGGGGCUUUAUGGCUGACACCUUCGGACGCCGGCCUGUGCUCAUUUCUGGAGGCUGGUUAGACGGAAUCUUCAUCCUGUGUGCCGCUCUCAGCCAGUCCACCUUGCAUCUGAUGAUCUUCAAGUUCCUUGACGGAUUAAUCAUCUGUGGCCCCUUUGCGGUGGUGGUCAGCUACCUGGCGGAGUUCCAUGGCAAGAAGCACCGACCGUACAUAAUGCUCUUUGUCGGCUUAGCCGUGUCUAUGGGCUCGAUGCUGCUGCCCUUCCUAGCCUACAUCCUCAUGCCGGUGUCCAUCUACUUUAAGGUGGGCUCUCUGGAGUUUCGAACCUGGCACGUGUUUCUUGCCAUUUCGGCGGUGCCCAGUCUACUGAGUGGAUUUCUACAUAUGUUCCUGCCGGAGAGCCCCAAGUUCCUGAUGGCCCAGGGAAACUACAACAAGGCCCUGAAGUGCCUGCAGCGAAUUUAUCACAUCAACAAACGCAAGAGCAGAGACAGCUAUCCGGUGAAACAUCUAACCGAUGCCGUGCCGGAUCGAUCUGAGACCCUGGAGGAAAGUGGGCGAUCGUCGUCCCUCAAGGAGCGAUUCCAAAAGGCGAAAGAAAAAUUCUUGGAGGGAGCCCGGCAGAUCAAGCCGAUGUUUCGGAAGCCGUAUUUGUCCAUAUCCAUCCAAGUUUACUGUCUGCAUUUCUGCCAGAUAACCUGCGUCAACUCUGUGCGGUUGUGGCUGCCCCAGAUUUUCGCCACGAUGCAUGUCAUGGAGACCCAGGGAUUCAACGACACCAGCAUGUGCGCCGUGGUGGAGCACAACAACCUGGCCUUGACUCGCAAUUCGGCGGAAAAGAAAGAGGAAUGCGAUCUACAUCACAGCCCGGAUAGCUACUUGGACAACAUAACGGUGUCAGCCAUUGGACUGCUCGGAUUCAUCCUAAUCUUUCCACUGCUGCGCAUCCGGCUUGUAGCGAAUCACAUACUGAAGGUGUUCCUGUUCUGCAGCACCUUCCUGGUGGGUGGACUCUACUUUUGCAAGGACUCCCUGGUGACAAUGCUGGUCUCUGCCAUUUAUCUCACGUUGAUGGGAAUCUGUGCCACCACCAUAAUCAGCAUGUCUGUAGUGAUUUUUCCCACUCUUAUGAGGACAAUGGUGCUGAUGCUGAUCAUGACCUUCGGACGCUUCGGCUCUGUAAGCGGAAACAUUAUGUUGCCUAUUUUUAUGCAAAUGAGCUGUCUGGCGCCGUUCCUUUGGCUCUGCACCCUGAUGUCUGUUGCCUUCUUCUUUUCGGUGUUCCUGAAGGUAGACGAUCAGCAGGCCCUCGCCUAGGCGAAGACCCUCCCGGGUCAUCUGGAUUAAUCAAGGCAGUCGACCAACCGCUUCAUGCGGUUAACUCGACAUAAUUACACUUUAUUUGCAGUCACAAACACACCGCUUUGAUUAAUUUCUACAUAAAGGCAACAAACAAACAAUAA
Molecule: messenger RNA, 1850 nt
Organism: Drosophila bipectinata
Lineage: Eukaryota; Metazoa; Arthropoda; Insecta; Diptera; Drosophilidae
Product: synaptic vesicle glycoprotein 2A
Biological process (GO): transmembrane transport
Cellular component (GO): membrane
Molecular function (GO): transmembrane transporter activity
Source: RefSeq, a predicted model, not a curated record